AUGCCGGACUGUCCGGACAGCGGGGCCAAAGGGCCCCCUCUCCCUUCGAAAAUCUCCUUUUCCAUCCUCGACAUCCUGGAUCCGCAGAAAUUCAACCGGAAAAGCCCGUCGGCGGCUGGGGGGCGGGAGAACGAGCCACGGGCGCGGGGAGACCGGGGGAAAAGUUUGGGAAGAGUUGAACUGGAACCCGAGCGCCGAAGGAGCAAGGUCGAAGCUUCUUCGCAGGAUGUAAACUUUGAUGGAGAAAGAGGAGAAAGUGAUACAGCCACCCUGGAGGCAUCUGAACAAGAAGAAUCAGACCGGGAGAGGAACCACCUCACCCCGGUGGGGAGACCUGCUUCCCUCCACUCCCUUGAUUUCCCUCCCUCUUCCUCUUCCUCGGACCUGGAUGAACCCAACUCACCAAGAUUAUCCAAACGGCGCCGAGUGGAGCCCAACUGUGCCAAGCCUCGACGAGCCAGGACAGCCUUUACCUACGAGCAGCUUGUGGCUCUGGAGAACAAGUUCAGGGCUACACGAUACCUGUCCGUGUGUGAACGCCUCAACCUAGCUUUGUCUCUCAGCUUGACGGAGACGCAGGUCAAAAUCUGGUUUCAGAACCGAAGGACAAAGUGGAAGAAACAAAAUCCCGGAAUUGAUGGCCUGAUCCAACCAGGAAACAACAACGCUGUGACCCCAGCAGCAGGAAGUAGCAGUCCCAGCCCACCAGGGCCUAGCUCCUUGGCCUACCAGACUUUCUCAUCUUAUGCCUCGGCCAAUCUUCUCUUUCCAACGGCAGCUUCCUUUCCCUUGGUGGCUGCUGCAGCAGCAGCAGGAGGAGGGGCCUUCCCUUCCUUCCUUCGCCCUGCUUAUCUGACUCCAUUUUAUAACCCUCACCUCUAGAAGGAUCAGCACCCAGAUCAGCCUUCCUCAAUUGGACAGCCUACAAGAAUGGCUGAGGAUAACGGGAAUAGAGUUGAUACAACUGGAAGGUCCCUUAGAUGGGGGAACAUCUGCCACGUUAUGUUUUCUCUACUUCUUACAUACAUUCAUCUCUUCUAAUACUAACUUGAUGAUGCCACCAUUACCUAGUUCUAGGUGUUUUGAGUGUUGUGAUGGGGAAACAUUAAAAGAAGGCUCCUCUAAUCUCCCCCUCCCCAACAUUUUUUGAGAAAACACACAACUGCAGUUUGAAUCUAUGAAAUCCUUUUGGAAGUAGAUUAAUUUAAUUUAGGAGUAUGGAUUUAUUUAAAAAAUGGAACCAGAGCUGCUAUACCGUUCAGUAUUUGGUAUUUAUAUGAUUGUUGAUCCCUAAUCUAUCAAGUAUGAAAGAAGGCACAGAUCCUGUGGAUUUAAUAGUCAACAAGAGUGUCCAGUUCCAGUUCUCCUCCUGUAAUUUAAUGUCCUCUGAUGCACUGAACCAGGCAACAUUUGUUCCCACCUGUGUUAAAUGUGCUAUAUGCUAAAGCAAGCUGUUUUUCCCAGGGGCCAUUGCUGCAUGACUUUACUUGACUUUGAAGUCAUUCCAAAAAGUACAGGAUAUGUGUUAUUGUGGAAUAUGCAAAAUGUAGAUUGGAAAUGAAGGCAAUAUUUUAAUAAAAUGUGUAUUGUACUAUAUUCUCUUAUAUUUUAAAGCAUCUGUUCUUGUGGUGGGCG
Pseudonaja textilis is the source of this 1635-nucleotide messenger RNA. It is a transcript of the gene NKX1-2, whose product is annotated as NK1 homeobox 2. NCBI's taxonomy places the organism in Eukaryota, Metazoa, Chordata, Lepidosauria, Squamata, Elapidae. Gene Ontology annotation, biological process: cell differentiation; regulation of transcription by RNA polymerase II. Gene Ontology annotation, molecular function: RNA polymerase II cis-regulatory region sequence-specific DNA binding; DNA-binding transcription factor activity, RNA polymerase II-specific. Gene Ontology annotation, cellular component: nucleus. The record is from RefSeq and is a predicted model, not a curated record.